UUCUCAGAGGUUUUUCACAGAAGCCCCGCUACUUUCUACUGUCAGCGGGCUAGGACUGAAGCAGUAGGAUGGGGACACAGCGGUACGGGACUCACAGGAGAUCCGCUGGCUUUCUCUACCUUGUAAAGGCAAUUUUGAUUACCGUCACCUCGGCGGGAGCACAGGGGGACACCCAUUUAUCCAACCUUGAUCACAUUAUUGUUGCCAACCGUGGGAUCCGCGUCCCCUUCGGAAGAUCCGUGUCUCUUAACCCAGUGAAGGACCUCGUCAUACAAGUGCAGCCUGGAGAUAAGUGUGUCCUAACUGUGUUAGGCAACGAUCCCCUAUCCCAAAGACCAGGGUUCUUGACUCCAAAGAGGUUCCCCUGCGAUUUUGGCUCUGGGGAGGUAAAAUACACCCACCUGGGAUCCCGUAGCCCUUCCAGCGACAAAGUGAGACUCCAACUAAGGUAUGAUUCGCCUACAGAUACCUUAAUUGUGCCUUUUGUUCUCGAGGUAGAGGUAAUAUUUCAGCAGUUGGAAAUUGUGACCCGAAACCUUCCCUUGGUAGUAGAAAAGCUGCACGGACUCAGCAACCCAAUCGAUAAAAAAAUAUUGGGUUUCUCCUACGAUCAUUCAAAGGAAUCUUGCAAAAUCACACACCUCGUUGGCACAGGAGGACUUCCAAGGUACGGUCAGUUGUUAAACUUUUCUGCUAGCUUACAACGGGGUCUUGAUUGUCACACUUUCACCAACUCGGGAUUGUAUUACAAGCACACUGCCCCACACAACUCACCUAAUAGGGAUUACCUGCCCAUGUUGGUGGAGCUGACUGAUGGAACUGGCCAAGUAAGACAAGAAAACUUCCAUAUCACAGUUAGAAUCAAGGAAGGGACAGAGAACACCCCUCCACGCCCAAGCUUUGUGUCUAUGAUGAUGAUGGAGGUUGAUCAGUUUGUACUAACAGCCCUAACAUCGGAAAUGCUUGCAGCAGAGGAUUUGGAGUCAGAUCCCAGAGACCUUAUAUUUAACCUCACAAGCCCCUUGGACCCAGAGACCUCCGGUUAUCUGAUAAGUACAGAUGAUCAAAAUUCCCCCAUAACUUCGUUUUUUCAGAGUGAUCUAAACGAAUUGAGAAUUGCCUACCAACCCCCUGCAAGUGAGUCCUGGCAGGAGAGGAUCUUACAGCUAGAGAUGCAGGUGAUGGACACUGAUGGUGCAACGUCGGACUCAUUCGCUUUCAUGAUUGUGGUAAAGCCCAUGAACACUUUGGCUCCUCUGGCUACACGUAACGCUGGCCUGUGGCUUCUGGAGGGCCAGUCACGUCCCUUGUCCGGACCAGGGUCCGGCAUGAACAACUUAGUCAUCAGCGAUGAGGACAACCUAGAAGAAGUGAGACUCAAUGUAGUAGGUGGACUUCGGCAUGGGCAACUGUUUUUGGCGCAGGAAGGCUCGGGUACCCGCAGUGGACAGAAUGGCUUCACAUUUACGCCUCAAGAACUCCACGCUGGGUUAGUGGUUUACCAGCAUGAUGGCAGUGACACCUACAGUGACAAUCUCAUCCUCAGACUGGAUGAUGGAAAACACCGAGUGGAACUGCUUUACCCAAUUACAGUGUCCCCAACAGACGACGAGCCUCCUGUGCUUAAUGCAAAUACAGGACUUAGUUUACCCGAGAAGAGCCUUGCCUUGAUCUCACCCUUCAUGCUCAGUUCUACUGAUAUUGAUUCUGAAGAUUCCACUAUUCUGUUUGUGCUACAGGAGCCCCGCAGUAAAUUUGGGCAGAUGGUACUGAGGCAGCCCGAUAAACCUUCAGAUGGAGAAGGAUGGAACUACCUUCAGGAAGAAGGAGUGUAUGAGAAAGUAGUGACUGAGUGGUACCAAAGCGAUAUUCUAGAUGGAAGACUGCACUAUAAACAUGUAGGACAGCACAGUCAUCGAGAUGUACUGGAUAGGGUGCUGUUCGUGGUGCUGGAUGACAAUGAUCCACCUAACCAAUCGGGGUUGCAUGUGUUCACAGUGCGGAUAGAACCUGUUGAUGACAUACCUCCUGAACUGUACAAGGGGACGACCCUUCACAUGACUGUCAAAGAAUACGAGGUAACCCCAUUCAAGAAGCAGUACCUUCGCUACACUGACCAGGAUACUGAUGACAGAGAACUCAAGUACAUCUUACACAGCCACCCUAGGGACACUGAUCUCAAUCACCCUGCUUUGACUGGACACAUUGUACUUAGUGACCACCUGGAUGUUCAGGUGCUGAAUUUUACACAAGCCCAGAUUAAUCAUCACAAAAUCUCUUACAAACCCCCAGAAAGUGAAUUGGGAAUAACUCCAAAAGUGUUGCAGUUUAACUACACCGUAGAAGAUGCUGCAGGUAACUCUGUUCAAGGGACAUUCACUAUCUUUUUACAACCUGUUGACAAUAAACCACCUAUAAUCACGAACACCGGCUUUACUGUUCCAGAAAGGGGCGCAUUCACGCUUAGUAAAUCCGUGCUUGAUGUCACAGAUCCGGAUACAGACACAGAUAACAUAGUAUUCCGUCUGUUUCAAAUACCUGUGCACGGUGAGCUGCAGUUUGAUGGGGCUAUUAUGACUUUGGGAGCUUCAUUUGUGUUGCAUGAUAUAGUCAAAGGCAGAAUAACCUAUGUUCAUAGCGGUGACGAGUCGACCAGUGACUCUUGCUCCUUGGUCGUCACAGAUGGAGUGCAUGAAGUCCCCAUUACGAUCAGAAUAAAUGUUAAGCCAGUAGAUGACGAGGCUCCCACACUGAUGCUUCCAGGAGGUCUUUGGGGAUCCUCAAUUGAAGUUCUAGAGAGGGGAGAAACAGAAAUCACCAGCAAUGUCAUUCAGGGCACAGACCCUGACACCGAUGAUCUAAGGCUCACCUUCAUCAUAGAAGAGCCCCCAACGAAAGGGGAGAUUUUGGUCAAUGGCAUAUCCUCUGAAAGAUUCUCUCAACAAGACAUCUUGAAUGGUGCGGUGGUCUAUGUCCAUACAUCUGGAGAGAUAGGACCGCAGAGACAACAUGACUCAUUCAAUUUAUCAAUUUCUGACCUUUCUGACGAGUGGGUGAGAGGCGGCAACAAGGUGAAAGGAGUUAGAGUUUAUAUCACCAUCUUACCUGUAGAUAGCGAACCCCCAGUGAUAACAUUAGGAGAACAGUUUUCAGUGCUCGAAGGUGGAAAAAACGUUAUUACAACGGAAAACAUAGAUGCCGAAGACGAGGACACGCCUAAAGAUGACAUUCUGUGCACCAUUAUUGUCCAGCCAACUUCAGGCUAUGUGGAAAACAUUUCUCCAGCUCCUGGUUCAGAGAAGUCUAGAUCUGGAACCCCAAUCAGCGCUUUUACUAUAAGAGAUAUCCGUCUAGGUCACAUUUACUAUGUGCAGAGUAUCCACAUUGGAGUAGAACCCUUAGAAGACAGGUUUACUUUCAGGUGUUCUGAUGGAAUCAAUUUCUCCCAGCGCCACUUUUUCUCCUUGUUCAUCAUUCCAACAAAUGAUGAGAAACCAGAAAUCUUCACCCGAGAGUUCAUAGUUAUGGAGGGCAUGAGCUUGGUCAUUGAUACCCCGAUUCUCAAUGCAGCAGAUGCAGACCAGCCCCCAGAUGAUCUGAUCUUUUUUAUUACUAAGCUUCCAGAACAUGGUAGGGUGGUACAACAACAAACCACAGGCAUGGUUCCGGUUCUGAACUUUACUCUGGAGGAUAUCAAAGAGAGCUCUAACAUCGUGUAUGAACAUGACGACUCUGAAACUAAGGAGGACAGUUUCGAGGUUAUGUUAACUGAUGGUGAGCAUAAGGUGGAAAAGAAAAUACUCGUUAUGGUUAUCCCUGUAGAUGAUGAGACCCCAAGAAUGACGAUUAACGAUGGGCUAGAGGUUGAAAUCGGACAAUCGAAAUUAAUUACAAACAAAGUUCUAAAAGCCACAGAUUUGGAUUCAGAUGACAGCACUCUGACUUAUAUAAUUCGUUUUGGUCCAGGACAAGGGCUACUACAGCGUCUAAAUCAAGAUGGAAUCGUUUUAGGUAAUAUCACAGUUGGUAUGAAUUUUACACAGGACGACAUUGAUAAGGAUCUGAUCCAGUAUACUCAUACGGGGCAAGAAGGUAUACGUGACCUAAUCAAGUUUGAUAUUACUGAUGGGACAAACCCAUUUAUUGACAGAUACUUCUAUAUUAGCAUUGGCAGUAUUGACAUUGUUUUUCCAGAAGUCAUCAACAAAGGUGUUACUCUUAAGGAAGGUGGAAGGGUGACAUUAACUACAGACCUUCUCAGCACAAGUGACAUCAACAGCCCUGAUGAAAAUCUGAGAUUCAGUAUCACAAGGGCACCCAGCCGUGGACAUUUAGAGAGCACAGACGAGCCUGGGGUUCCCAUAACAUCCUUCACUCAACUUCAACUGGCUGGCAAUAAGGUUUAUUAUAUUCACACCUCUGAAGAUGAGAUGAAGAUGGACAGUUUUGAGUUUGAAGUUACAGAUGGCUAUAAUCCCGUGUUCCGUACUUUCAGAAUCUCAAUAACAGAUGUGGAUAACAAGAAGCCAGUCCUUACAGUACAUGGUUUAGUGGUCAAUGAAGGCCAAAAUAAACUUAUCACCCCAUUUGAGCUAAGUGUAGAGGACAGGGAUACAAGUGACAACUUGCUUCGUUUUACUGUCACCCAACUACCAGUUCAUGGACAAAUUUUGUUCAAUAACAGUCAUCAGGUAACCACAUUCACCAAGCAAGACUUAAAUGAGAAUUUAAUCAGCUACAAGCAUGAUGGCAGUGAGACUUCUGAAGAUAGUUUCUCCUUUACUGUCACAGAUGGCACACACUCUGGGUUUUAUGUGCUGCCUCAUGCCACUCAAGAGACAAGAAAACCACAAAUGAUGAAGAUCAGCAUAAAUUCUAUGGAUAAUGGAAUACCUCAGAUUAUUGUUAACAAGGGAGUCCCUACUUUGAGAAGCCUUCAGUCUGGGCAUUUGGGAUUUAUGAUUACCAACAAGUUGUUAAAAGCAGAAGAUCGAGACAGUCCCAAUAAACUGCUGAAAUACAGAAUAACAGACGGCCCAAAGCAUGGGUUUAUUUUUAACAUGGCUCAAGGCAAUGACUCUAUCAGGACAUUCACACAAGGUGAUAUUGACGAUGCAAAGAUUUGCUAUGUUCUGAAAGACCAGGAAAAUGCUACCAGUGAUAUAUUCCAGUUUUCAAUUGAAGACAGUGGAGGCAAUAGAUUAAGGAGUCAGCCAUUUCGUCUCAACUGGGCUUGGAUUUCUCUGGAGAGAGGUUAUUACACUGUAGAUGAAGACUCAAAGUUCCUAGAAGUCACUCUUAGACGCAGGGGAUACCUUGGAGAAACAUCUUUUGUCAGUAUAACCACCAAUGAUGGCACAGCUGUCAAAGAUAAAGACUUUAAAGGAAAAGCUCAGAAGCAGGUCCAGUUCAACCCCGGGCAGACAACAGCUACAUGGAAAGUUAGGAUAAUAGCAGAUGAUGAGUAUGAAAACUUGGAGACCUUUCAGAUAGUUUUAUCUGAUCCUGUAAUGUCUGCAUUAGAGUCCCCUAAAGAGGCAAGCGUUGACAUUGUGGACCCUGGUGACGAAUCAACUGUAUAUAUUCCACAAGCAGAAUAUAAAAUUAACGAAGAUAUCGGUGAACUGUUAAUCCCUAUUAGAAGAUCUGGAGAUAUUAGAGAAGAACUCAUGGUUGUGUGCUCAACACAUCAAGGUUCUGCCACUGGGACUAUUCCUUCUUCAGUAUUGUCUUACUCUGAUUACAUUACUCGCCCAGAUGAUCACACCAGCAUCAUUCGGUUUGACAAAGAUGAAACUGAAAAAAACUGUCGUAUUCUUAUCAUUGACGACUCCCUAUAUGAGGAAGAUGAGACAUUUAAUGUCACACUAAGUAUGCCCAUGGGUGGUAGAGUAGGAUCUGAGUUCUCCAGUGCAAAAGUGGUCAUUUUGGCUGACACUGAUGAUGAACCUGCUUUCUAUUUUGCUGACACUGAUUACUAUGUUGAUGAAAGUGCUGGUUAUGUGGAGGUUCUGGUAUGGAGAACGGGAACUGACCUUUCCAAAGCAGCCACGGUGACUGUCCGUUCCAGGAAAACAGAGACACUGUCUGCUGAAGCGGGAACGGAUUAUGUGGGAAUUAGUAGAAAUCUAGACUUUGCUCCUGGUGUAAAUAUGCAGAGCUUCCGGGUGACCAUUCUAGACGACUUGGGGCAACCUGCUUUAGAAGGCCUUGAAAAGUUUGAAUUAGUUCUUCGGAUGCCCAUGAAUGCAGUGCUAGGGGAGCCUAGUAAAACAACUGUCACCAUCAACGAUACUGUUUCUGACUUACCAAAGGUCCAGUUCAAGGAGGCUAUAUAUAAGGUGAAUGAGAAGGAUGGCCAAGUAUCUGCUGUCAUAUACAGAAGUGGUGAUGUCAACCAUAAGUCUACAGUCCGAUGCUACACUCGACAAGGCUCAGCUCAGGUCACACUGGAUUAUGAAGAAAGACCAAACACAGAUGAUUCUCUGGUGGUCUUUCUGCCAGGUGAGAUCGAAAAGCCAUGUGUGGUGACCCUGGAAGAUGAUACAAUUUAUGAAGAAGAAGAAGAGUUCAGGUUGAUUCUCGGAUCACCAAAAAGUAACUCGCCUUUCGGUGCUUUAGUUGGAGAACAAAAAGAAACUGUAGUGAAGAUUAAAGAUUUGGAGGACAAACCCAUUAUCAAGUUUUCAGAAAUGAAAUAUAAUAUCCAAGAGCCACAGGAAGUGGGAGAAAUUGCUGUGGUGAAGAUCGCUAUACUACGCCUAGGAGACAGUUCCAAGGUUUCGAUUGUACGAAUUCACACAAAGGAUGGUUCAGCAACUUCAGGAGAAGACUAUAACCCACUUUCUGAAGACAUUGAAUUUAAAGAAGGAGAAACUGAACACUUUGUUGAAGUUGAAAUAUUAUAUGAUGGUAAAAGGGAAAUGCGUGAAGCCUUUACAGUUCAUUUGAAGCCUGACGAGAAUAUGGUAGCAGAAACACAGAUGAAUAAGGCCAUUGUGUAUAUUGAAGAAAUGGACAGUGUUGCUGAUGUGACGUUUCCAGCUGUACCCCAAGUUGUGUCACUUUUGAUAUAUGAUGAUACUGCUAAAGCUAAAGAGAACCCCCAUCCACUAACUGGAUACCCUGUUGUGUGUGUAACGGCGUGCAACCCAAAGUAUGCUGACUUUGAUAAAACAGGCUCCAUCUGUGCCGCCGAGAAUAUUAAUGAUACACUCACUCAGUAUCGCUGGCUGGUCAGUGCUCCAAGUGGCAGUGAUGGAGUCACCAGCCCCAUGCGUGAAGUUGACUCCAACACCUUUUUCACAGACACUAAGUCAAUAACAUUAGACUCCAUCUACUUCCAUGCUGGGUCAAGGAUUCAAUGUGCAGCCAGAGCCGUCAAUGCCAAUGGAGACACUGGAUUGGAGCUACUAAGUCCUAUUACUACCAUAAGUAGAGAAGAAGGUCUUUGCCAGCCUCGUGUACCUGGAACAGUGGGCGCUGAACCUUUUUCUGCAAAAAUCCGUUACACCGGACCUGAUGAUUCUGAUUAUCCCAAUCUGAUAAAGUUGACAGUUACUAUGCCCCAUAUGGAUGGUAUGCUUCCAGUUGUGUCAACCAGGCAUAUGUCAAAUUUUGAAUUGACUCUUAGCCCAGAUGGUACCAGAGUGGGCAACCAUAAGUGUUCCAAUCUCUUGGAUUAUAAUGAGAUCCCAACCAAGCAUGGGUUCAUUGAGGAGAACACCAAGAAUGUUGAAAUGAUUGGGGAAACCUCUCCAUACCAAUUCAGUGCUGCUCUAAGAUCUGCUCGAACCCUUCGCUUCUAUCGCAACCUCAACUUAGAGGCCUGUCUGUGGGAAUUCAACAGUUACUAUGAUAUGUCAGAACUUUUGACAGAAUGCAGUGGAAGUAUUGGCACAGAUGGUCAAGUGCUAAACUUGGUUCAGUCUUACGUCACACUGAGAGUGCCUCUCUACGUGUCCUAUGUCUUCCACUCGCCGGCAGCAGUAGGCGGCUGGCAGCACUUUGACCUGCAGUCGGAGCUAAGGUUGACCUUUGUGUACGAUACUGCCAUCUUAUGGAAUGAAGGAAUCGGCAGCCCACCAGAGUCUGAGCUGCAGGGAUCUCUUUAUCCCACCAGCAUGAGGAUUAAUGAAGAAGGACGUUUGGUUGUGAAUUUUAAGACUGAGAUCCGUUUCCGUGGGCAGUUUGUCGUGUCUCACCCAGGUACUUCUCUGUCAUCCAUGGUAAUGUGUGCUGAUCACCCCGAACUCACGUUCACAUUGAGUCUUCUCCGUAGUGAGCCAAGCUUUGGACAGCCUGUUCAGCAGUGGAGCUUUGUCUCAGACUAUGCUAUACGUGACUAUUCAGGAACAUACACGGUGAAGCUUGUCCCAUGCAUGGCCUCUCCUAACCAGGAAUACACUGUACCCAUAAUAUGCAAUCCACGGGAGCCUAUUACUUUUGAUAUAGAUAUUAGGUUCCAACAGGUUAGUGAUCCUGUUGCAGCAGAGUUUAGCCUAAACACGCAAAUGUUCUUGCUGUCAAAGAAGGAGUUGUGGCUUUCUGAUGGCUCAAUGGGAUUUGGUGAAGGAACAGAUAUUGCAUUUUCUGAAGGUUCUACAAUCUAUGGACGAGUCAUGGUGGACCCUGUUCAAAACCUUGGCGAUUCUUUCAUCUGCAACAUUGAAAAAGUAUUUCUUUGCACUGGAGCUGAUGGAUACGUCCCCAAAUACAACCCGGAUAAAAAUGAGUACGGGUGCCUUGCAGACUCGCCAACUUUAACAUAUCAAUUUAAAAUACUGGACAAAGCACAGCCAGAAACUCAAGCCAGGCUCUUUGGAAAUGUUCCAUUUAAUGCCAGAUUAGCCAUUGAUAGCCCAGAUGCUCUGCCACUGGUAAAGCAACCAGGCUCCGAUGGAUUCAGUAUCUCAUCUGCUGCAUUAUUCCAGGUGGCAGCAGGACGUGAGUGGUUCAUUCACACCAUUUACACAGUCCGUUCUAGAGAGAAUGCAAACAGGGGCAUUGGAAAGCGCAGUGUGGAUUACCAUCAUGCCCUGAGUGGAGCUGUUGGUCAUCAUGAUCAACCUGUAAUGAAGAGAACCCGAAGAGCAAACCCAGAGGCUUCAAUUCUUAUACAAGACAUCGGAGCUGAUAAAAAUAGGGGGACCAACAUCCAGCAUAUUACUCUGGAACACUCCAGUAAAAUGCUGGGUAGCCACAGGGACUCUUUUCCUGCUGGAGGCCAGUAUGAAAAGCCAGCUUUGGAAGUCACUGGCCAAGGUUCACAGGGAAACUUGCUGCCUGUCAUUGGAGGCACAAGUGCUUUGCUGCUGCUUAUCUGCACUAUGGCUGUUGUUGUUUUUCUCCUGAAGCGUAGAGGACACUCGUACACGGAGAAAAAGUCUCCAUCCAGCAGUCACCGCAAUAGCAAUGAAACUGUGACCACUCGACAUAGUAGCAGCGACAGCUCUGAAGUGUAAAACCUUAAGCAAAUCUUCUAUUGCACAUCAAAUUGAUUGGUGCUUACUUUUUUUUUUAAAUGUGUUGUCCGGUCAUUUCAUAAAUAUUUGCCAGCCUUUUUUUUUUUUUAAAAGGGAGGGUUCUGUGCAAAAAAAAUUAUUUUGGUGAUGUUUCAAUUUGCAACUGUGAUGAUAUAAAAACCACCAGAAAUCAUCCUUAGUCUACUAUAAAUGAAUAAAGAUACCUAAUAAUUAGUUUGCUGUGGAAAGGAUAUGAUAACUAUAAUACAAUUGCUUUCUUUACAGAACAGCAACUUUA
This is a messenger RNA of Spea bombifrons (plains spadefoot toad), 9762 nucleotides long. RefSeq names its product FRAS1 related extracellular matrix 3 (gene FREM3). The coding region runs from base 69 to 9464 and encodes 3131 amino acids. The record is from RefSeq and is a predicted model, not a curated record. The transcript has 24 exons. Gene Ontology annotation, cellular component: membrane. Lineage: Eukaryota; Metazoa; Chordata; Amphibia; Anura; Pelobatidae. Gene Ontology annotation, biological process: cell communication.